Molecule: messenger RNA, 7320 nt
Organism: Brienomyrus brachyistius
Lineage: Eukaryota; Metazoa; Chordata; Actinopteri; Osteoglossiformes; Mormyridae
Gene: nr2c2
Product: nuclear receptor subfamily 2, group C, member 2
Exons: 14
Coding region: 2821-4854 (677 amino acids)
Biological process (GO): anatomical structure development; cell differentiation; positive regulation of transcription by RNA polymerase II
Molecular function (GO): nuclear receptor activity; zinc ion binding; RNA polymerase II cis-regulatory region sequence-specific DNA binding
Source: RefSeq, a predicted model, not a curated record
UCUCCAUUUUGUUCUUUUUUUUUUCUCUUUGAAUGCUUUUUAAUGUCGGCAGGAAUUUGCUGUUGAUUGACCGGCCGGACAACAAAUAAGAAAGCAAUUGGGCGUGGCUUAUUGGUGUUGCUAUCCAAUCAGAGUGCUACGAGCAGCUCGUGGCCCGAAGUCUGAAGGGUUUAGUUUGCUGCGCUUUAAAAUUGAAAAGCUACCGCGACAGGCUUUUAUAUAGAUAUCGAUUUUUACACAAAAUAAUCAGCAAACGCAUUAUUGUGCUCAGAAAAUCAUAAAACUAAAACUAAAUGCCAGCUGGAAAAAGAAUAGAUGCUUUUGGCUGCAGAGCGUAGAUAUAAAAUGAAUACAAUUCAAUUGCAGUUAUAUCCUGGAAUAUUUUAUUCGAGUUGGCUAAACUGACGUCGGGUUUUUGAGUAUCCGGAGGAUCAGUAGCAGACACGAAGGAUCCUUUUGUUGGUAGAAAUGCCCCGGUAAACGUUUGUUAGGAUAACAGGACCCUGAAGCUUACGUAUUUAAGAUGUGUACGGUUGAUCGGGGGUCAAAUUUUACUUAGUUGAAUAUUUAACAUCUAAGUAUGUGCGACAUUAAGACGCUGUGCUUUACUUAAAGUUUCAGUGUGUUACUUGUGACAAGUCUCCUUUGCUAGUGAUAGUAGGUUUGACCCGAUCUGACUCUUUCUUGACCUUGUAUAUAAAUAAAGCUUGUGCUUUUGUGUUUGUUGUGUUACUCGGAGUUAUUUUAUUGAUCGUCGAGUUGGUGCAAUUUUGGAGCAACCAGAAUCUUAAAUAGUUUGUCAGGGAAAAUCCUCAGGUUGUCCUAAAGGGAGAAUUACAGUGAACAAUGCGUUAUAAGAAUUAAAAAAAUGUAUAUGCAUCUCAACCAUAGUAGAGCCGAUAUUAGUUUGAAUAUAAUUUGAUCCGUCUAACAUUAUCUCUGAAUGGAACACUUUAUGUUAUACUGGUGUGACCGUAGUGGAGAGCGCAGUGGCGCCCUCUGUCUUUGGUUAAUCAGAUGAUGGAAUGAAUUAGAACCAUCCACUUAAUCUACUGUUUUUUCUAACAUAUAGCAGCAGGUAUAUAACAGUAUUUUUCGCCAUGAAUUGCAUAAAUCGUCUCCUGUAAAUUACGCAAUUAAAUUGUAUUGCAACCUGUUUUUAAGGCAAUUCAGCCACGUGGUUUCUCCUCCUCCAAUGUUAAUAUUAUCUUUAAAGACAAUGAUCAUUAUAAUGAUACUGGUCAGCUAAAAUGUGAAUAGCAUUUAUGCAGUGUAUGAUAGAAUCUUGUGUUUUAUUUUACUAAUAAUUUAUAUUACCAUGACAACCAUUACGGAGGUGUUAGCUCAUCAAAUAGUGGAUAUGGAGCAGGUGAUGUUGUUGUGUGAUGCACUGUUAGACUGUAACUUUAUUUUUUUCCACUUUGUGUCUAUAUUGGAUAAUAAAAAUGUCCUCCCAGUUUACUUCAUGUGAAACAGUCAUGUGACAAAUCCAUUUUUGAAUGGAAUCAGUUCUUCAUUUAGUAAGGGCAGAAGUUGUCUAUGAUUUUUAUCUGAGGGCUAAAAAUGUCGGUAAAUGUCUUUUAAGGAGCCACUGUUUAAAUAGAUGUUUCACACAGGGGCUCGAUUUGUCAUGGGAUGCGUGUGAAUCCCCCCCCCCCCCCCCCCCCCCCCCCGAAAUUGUUCUGUGUAACUGUCACUCUCCUAACGGUAAAACCAAGCGAUUAUAUUAGGGGCAUUCAGUGCGCAGACUGCAGGUGGAAACACAGUUUAAUCUGGGCCCUGACCACUGGUUUCACUGGUUUGAUGUUGUAGUACGAAAACCUUUCUGUUGUAGCUGAUAUUUAGUAGGUGUAGGUAUAUGUGUUAACAAGAUAAGAAUAACAUUUAAAUAAACUCAGAAUAAAAUACAAUAAAUAAUAAUGAAGAUAAACUGCCAGCAAAAUAGACAUAAAUGGAGAGCAGUACAUCAGCUAUCAAAUGUGCAAUGACAGUAGUCUGGUAAAAGUGUGUGAAGUGACUAGUUAGCUAUGGGAGUCCUCAUUCAGGAAACGGACGGCUUGAAAAAAGCCUCUUGCUGACGUCUCUCUGGUCCUUUAGAUGAGUGGAAGAUGGACAAAGGGCUCUAUUCCAGCAGAACUAAAAGCACUGAAAUUUCGGUUUGCGCAUUUGGUCUUAGGUGGAAUAAUCCAUGUCAUACUGUUGGAAAAACAUCCACUGAAGGCAGAGCUCCGUUCCUGACCUGAUGGAAAAGAGAGAAUCAUUUUCCAGUUACUUGUAUUCGAUGCCACUUCUUCAUUUAAAUGGAAAAAGUAAAUCUACCUCAUUAUGAAGUAUGAACUUAAAUAUUGUUUGUUUUUGGUUUGAGUCCAGUGGUUAAAUCAGUUAUUCCUAGUUAAUCCUAAAUCUAAAUCUAGUUAUAUCCUAGUUCAGUUAUUACCAGCAAUGCGACCAAGAUUCUGCUCUGUUAAUACAGGGACCGAAUCGCCCACAGUACCGGGCCCUGAACCUCAUACUCCCGAAGCGCCCCCAAGAGAGCACCUCGGGGAACCCGGUCGUAAGCCUUUUCCAAGUCCAGAAAACACACGUAGACUGGAUAGGCAAACUCCCAGUCCUCCUCAAGUCCUCCCAGUCCUCCCCUCUACUGGCCUAAGGGGGUAAAGCUGGUCCAGUGUUCCACGGCCAGGACGAAAACCGAAUUGUUGCUCCUGAAUCCGAGAUCCGACUAUCGAUCUCACCCUCCUCUCCAGUACCCCAGAAUAGACUUUCCCAGGAAGGCUGAGAAAUGUUGGAACAUUCCCUCCGAUCCCCUUUGCCUUGCUGAUGUACCCGAUGGUGGACACCAGAGGUGAGGGGGGCUGUCAUGCUGAAGAAGGAGUCCUACAAGGAAUAAUUAGCCCGGGGGUCUCCGGAGACAGCUCAUGGGUACCGGCAGACCAGCCGUUGCGUUUUUGUACCACUAACUUUUCCAGCCUCCUAUUGCCCCCCCAUCCCAACUUUUUGAGACGUGUUUCUGUCAUGAAGUUCAAAGUCCAGACGGUACAGACCUCCCCAGACUGGUCAGUAAUGAGCGGCUCUCCACAGCGUAUCCAGAUCAUUUCUGCUGAUUCUGCUGUCUCCACAGCACAGCACAUACAGAUCGUCACCGACCAGCAGACAGGGCAGAAGAUCCAGAUUGUCACUGCAGUGGACCCUUCAAGCACUUCCAAGCAGCAGUUCAUCCUAGCAGCUCCUGAUGGCUCGAGUGCCAGCAAGGUCAUCCUGGCCUCGCCAGAGGCACAGAACACCAAGCAGCUCAUCUUCACCACGGCCGACAAUAUCAUGCCUGGCCGCAUACAGAUUGUGACGGACGCCGCGUCGGUGGAACGUCUCCUUGGGAAGGCGAGCGACGUGGGCCGGCCGCAGCCUGUGGAGUACUGCGUCGUGUGCGGAGACAAAGCCUCAGGUCGUCACUAUGGCGCCGUCAGCUGCGAAGGCUGCAAGGGCUUCUUCAAGAGGAGCGUGAGGAAGAACCUGAGUUACAGUUGCCGCAGCAACCAGGACUGCAUUGUCAACAAACACCACCGCAACCGCUGCCAAUUCUGCCGUUUGAGGAAGUGCUUGGAAAUGGGCAUGAAGAUGGAAUCUGUGCAGAGUGAGCGUAAGCCGAUUGACUUGCCGCGGGAGAAGCCAGCAAACUGUGCUGCAUCCACCGAAAAGAUUUACAUCAGGAAAGACCUGCGUAGCCCCCUUAUAGCCACGCCCACGUUCAUCACAGACAAGGAUGGCUCCAGGUCCAGCCUGCUCGACCCAGGGAUGUUAGUGAACAUUCAGCAGCCUCUAAUGCAGGCAGAUGGGACGUUACUUUUAGCCACAGAUGCAAAGGCCGAGUCCAGCCAAGGAGACCUGGGAACACUAGCCAACGUGGUGACCUCUCUUGCCAACCUAAAUGAAUCUCUGAAUAAUGGCGAUACCGUGGAUGUCCAGCAGGAAGAGCAAUCAGCCAGCGAAAUCACUCGUGCCUUCGACACACUGGCCAAAGCCCUGAACCCCACGGAUGGCAGCGAAGCGCGGAACCUGGUGGAAAGCGUAGACGGGGCCGGAGGGGCUGCCAUCCAGGUGAUCAGCAGGGACCAGGCCACGCCCAUCAUGGAGGUGGAGGGGCCGCUGCUCACUGACACACAUGUCAGUUUUAAGCUGACCAUGCCCAGCCCCAUGCCCGAGUACCUGAACGUGCAUUACAUCUGCGAGUCGGCGUCACGCCUGCUCUUCCUGUCCAUGCACUGGGCACGCUCCAUCCCCGCCUUCCAGGCCCUCGGUCAGGACUGUAACACCAGCCUGGUGCGCGCCUGCUGGAAUGAGCUCUUCACACUGGGGCUGGCCCAGUGCUCCCAGGUUAUGAGUCUCUCCACCAUCCUCGCCGCCAUCGUCAACCACCUGCAGAGCAGCAUCCAGGACGACAAGUUGUCGGGAGACCGGAUCAAGCUGGUGAUGGAGCACAUCUGGAAGCUACAGGAGUUCUGCAACAGCAUGGCCAAGCUGGAGACAGAUGGCUAUGAAUACGCGUACCUGAAAGCCAUCGUGCUGUUCAGCCCCGACCACCCAGGUCUGAGCAGCACCAGCCAAAUAGAGAAGUUCCAGGAGAAAGCCCAGAUGGAGCUCCAGGAUUACAUUCAGAAGACCUACCCAGAUGACACUUACAGGCUGGCCCGCAUCCUGAUGCGCCUCCCUGCCCUGCGUCUGAUGAGCUCCAGCAUCACGGAGGAGCUCUUCUUCACCGGCCUCAUCGGCAACGUGCCCAUCGACAGCAUCAUCCCCUACAUCCUGAAGAUGGAGACGGCCGAGUACAACAGCCAGAUCACGGGCACCUCGGCGUGACUCACGCCUCCCAGGGCAAGGACGCCUUUCCAUGCUCACACUUUAUGAUGUUUUUUUAAAAAGACAUUAUUUGUUUUUGUAAAAUGGGAAUUACAGUGAGAAUCAUUGACUCUGAUUAAAGCUUAGCUAUUCCAUCUAGGUUCCCUACCCCUCCUGACCAGGUACUUGUUGUGCUCUGUAGGGUGUUGGUAGAUUAGGGGUUUUGGGGGGGGGGUCCAGCUCCAUCUCCUAAGUCACAUCUCUCCAGAAGUGCCCCAUCUGAAGGGGAACCAGCCCAUCGGUCUGCACCUUAGUGUGCACUGCACAGCACUUCACCAGACCGAAGCCUGUAAAAGCCCUGAACUUUUUAAACUAGGCAAGGCUACUGUCCCAUUUAAUCUUCUUGCUUAGGUUCAUGAUGGCUCCCGCAUUCUAGCGGAGAGUUUGGCAGGGAGCCACAUGGGGGCGCUGGUAACGAUUUUAGGCCCCAUGAUAGUAUAUCAUUUUAGAUCAAUUUAAUCAUGUUGCAGUUUUUUAGGACCCCUGAAUCGUCCAAAAUAAAACCCUGCCCCCCCCCCCUUACAGUGCCCCUGGGGUUGCACAUUCUGUCGCUUAGGACAAACAGAAAUCUGAAAUAAUGUGAAUUGAGUGUAAUUGUGAGUGACAUGGUGGUGCAGUGGUUAGCACUGUUGCACCUCUGGGACCCAGGUUCGAGUCUCCGCAUGGCUCCAUGUGUGCGGAGUUUGCAUGUUCUCCCCAUGUCGUUGUGGGGUUUCCUUCCAGCACUCUGGUUUCCCCCCACAGUCCAAAAACAUGCUGAGAUUAACUGGAGUUACCAAAUCGCCCACAGGUGUGAGUGAAUUGGCUAUGAGUGUGCCCUGUGAUCGGUUGCCCCCCCCAUCCUGGGUUGUUCCAUGACUUGCACCCAUAGGCUCCGGACCCCCCGACCCUGAAUAGGACAAGCAGCUACAGGAGAUGGAUGGAUGGAGUUUAAUUGAGUUCUGGUUAGUACUUCAUUUUGGAAGUAAUCAGACUUACCAAGGGUGUCAUUUUAUUUUGUAAAACAUGGGCUGCCUGGAUUCUAAGUAGAUUUAAUUCCCCCCAAGUACUUUUGAAUGACAUUUUUUUCCAUGGUGCCCCUCAAACUAGAAAUAGUUCUUCUUUUACAUUCUCAAAUGUUUUGCACUUAAUUGUUGGACUCAGUAGUUGGCCAUUUUACAUUAUUUGUGAAGUACAGUAAAUAAGCUCCGCCCACACUAUUAUGUUCUACAUGAAAAUGUCAUCAUACAUUUCCUAGAUGUCAGUGUCUGUGCGUGUUUUUAUUUUCAGUCACAGGUACUUGAUAAAUCCACAGAAAAUUGCAUCAGGUUAAGGUUUAGUUAUUGUUGUAUUUGUUGCCUGUGGUUUUUAGUUAAUGUGUUUUAGAUGGUUUACGCUCCCCUCACUGCUUUUAUUUAGGCCUAUAGCAUUAGGAUUAACAAUGCAAACGUCCCCCCCCUCCAUGUCUGCACUGUAAUGCUUUCAUCACCCCCAUUUCUGUUGCUGCCAUGACAAUCAAGCGCUGUAUAAGAGGCAUUCAUUACCUUUUGAAAGCCUGGAAUUUCGUUGUCUUUUUUUAAAAUGUAUUUAUUGUUCUUGGUGUUUUAUAUUUUCCCAUAAAGAAAAUAUGCAGUGGAUGUUAAUACCUGUGUGGGCCUUGAUUGGACAGCUCUGAGAGUGGCUGACACUGUGGGUCUUACACCAAUGCAUCCUUCCCAAGUAUCUUCCCCUAAGAUUACGUAUUCCUGAUCCCAAUGUAAAAUCAUAUUAUUGUAAAUAUGUAUGUGUGUUCGCUCUAUUCUACAAGUUGCGCGUUCCGUUAUUAAUGCCGUAAGCUUUUGCGUUUAACACUUUGAUUAUCAACUGCGUAUAAAUCCAAGGUUUUUACUGCACGCUGAUUAUUGAGAUAUGCGUAUUGAGAUGUGAUCGAUUGUCUAUAUUUAUAGGUCAAAAGAAAUAUCUCUUGAUUUGUCUUAAAACUAUGGUUUUCUCACUAAAGGAGUGGUACUGUAAGUACCGAUGCCGAUCUCUGCAGUUUGACAUGGAGUGAAAAAAACCAUGUCUGUAAAAGUAACAUAUUAUAAGAAUCAGAAGUAAUGUAUAUCUUAAAAUUUUUAAUGAUAACUGUGUGUAUGUCAUUCACUUAUUGGGUUUUAAACCUUCCAAGACUGUUGUAUAUGACUGGUCUUUUAUGUGAAUUGAGCUUUGUACUGUACAUGUAAUUUCAUUAAAAUGACUGCAUGUCCUUUUUUAAUCUUAAAGUUUUAUAAUAAUCAGUGUCAUUGAACCAGAAGAAAAGUGGCAUUGUUGUUUUUGUAUAUAAAGCAUUGCAAUGCAUGAAGUAGCUUAUGCAUUUUAUUAAAUGCUGUUAAAAUGUGGAGUUAUGUCGUGGCUUAAAAAAAUCCAUACAGAGCUGUUUGUAUGAUUAAAUUACAUAAUGCAAUUAAA